Messenger RNA from Conger conger (European conger), 1418 nucleotides. Its product is annotated as cornifelin homolog A-like. NCBI's taxonomy places the organism in Eukaryota, Metazoa, Chordata, Actinopteri, Anguilliformes, Congridae. The coding region runs from base 167 to 550 and encodes 127 amino acids. The record is from RefSeq and is a predicted model, not a curated record. The transcript is spliced from 4 exons.
UUAGAACCUGCUGGACCAGAUGGUUUGAGGUCCUUUCUAAGACGGCCUACUGUCUUAAAACCUUUCCCUCCCGACUCCUGAUAAAGACGACCACUUCCUGCCCAGCUCCACUUCAGGAGACAGACAUCCAUGUGUUGGGACGACACCACACAGACUUCCAGUUACCAUGACGGCAAAGAUGGUUGUCCAACAGCCGCGGCCCUUUGUGGUGGCCACUGACUCCACUCAGUGGAGCUCUGGCAUCUGCGAUUGUGGGAGAGAUCCAGCUCACUGCUGCUUUGCAUUCUGGUGCUUCCCGUGCUUCGCCUGCAAGACGGCGUCGGACUACGGGGAGUGUCUCUGUCUGCCAAUCCUGGACGCCUUCGGUCUCAUUCCACCCAUCACACUGGCGAUGAGGGUGUCCAUGCGCCACCGCUACGGCAUCACGGGGAACAUCUGUGAUGACUGUGUGUACAGUUUCUUCUGCGGGCCCUGCUCCUGGUGUCAGAUGGCCCGGGAGAUGGAGACUCGCCUCCAGCCAAUCACACUCAUCAACGCCAGGGCCAAAUAAUCUAGAGCCAUCCCAUUCCUCUCGCUUCAACCCUCAGCCGACCCCCGAUCAGUGCUCAGCGGACCACGCAGAGCCACGGCUUGUUGUCCGCUGACCUGGGAUCAGUAAACGCUAAGGGAGUAAGGCACCCUAAACAAAGUGGCAUAAAUGACAUACACUCUCAAAACAGAUGUGUUCAAAACAACGCAUAACGUGGCUUUUUUUGUUUUUUUUUACCUCCAUGACUAGUUAAGGACAAUACAUUUUGUGUUAUGGUCUGUGUUUAAAAAAUAGUCUCCCUUCGCAAAAGUAGUAACAUUGACAGAAAACGUAUGUUGAAAAUAACACAAAUGUAGUCAUACAAAAAGUAUGAUGAAUUACCAUUAUACACACAACACAUCCAUUUUGUAGUGUAAAUGUUAUUGACAUGUUGUGGGAGUGUUUGAUAGAUCCAAACACUACAGGUUAUGUUAAUGGGGCAGAAUGGCCAUUAUGAGCCACUUGAGACAUUCACAAGGGCUAAGCCAUUCCUAGGAUCUUAUUUCUGUUACUGCUGUCUUGCUACAGCAUGAUUGAAGGAUCAUUGUCAUGAUUUUUAAGGGAGCGUCACUAUUGUUUAUUCAAUUAAUUUAAUUCUAUACUCUGAACAGUGAAAUAUCGAACAUUGGCUAUUUCAGUACCGUGAAAUAUAUGUGCCUGUAUCUGUAUAGGAUGCAUUAAAUAUGAUUAAAUAACACAAACCAAAACCUCUCUUUAAUAAGAAAUGAUUUCUAUUAUUAUUGAAUUUUGAGCAAUGGUUGACCUUUCAGAUUUGGUCCUCAGAAAACAUUCUUUAUGGUUUUGUACAUGGCUCUGUGAAAUAAUCAUCAAAUAAAAUGCUUUCCUUACA